Messenger RNA from Melanotaenia boesemani (Boeseman's rainbowfish), 1295 nucleotides. Its product is annotated as potassium voltage-gated channel subfamily D member 1-like. Gene Ontology annotation, molecular function: A-type (transient outward) potassium channel activity. Lineage: Eukaryota; Metazoa; Chordata; Actinopteri; Atheriniformes; Melanotaeniidae. Gene Ontology annotation, biological process: potassium ion transmembrane transport. The transcript is spliced from 6 exons. Gene Ontology annotation, cellular component: membrane; voltage-gated potassium channel complex. The record is from RefSeq and is a predicted model, not a curated record. The coding region runs from base 1 to 885 and encodes 294 amino acids.
AUGGGACAGGGGCACCGGGCAGCACGGGGCGACGGCGGGCAGGCCCAGUGGGCACCGGGCACCGCAGCGCGGGCCGCACGGAGGUAUGGGGACAUGGUUCCAAACACCAUCGCAGGGAAGAUCUUCGGUUCCAUUUGCUCUCUUAGUGGCGUCCUGGUGAUCGCGCUGCCGGUGCCCGUCAUUGUGUCCAACUUCAGCCGGAUCUACCACCAGAACCAGAGAGCAGACAAGAUGAGAGCACAGCAGAAAGUGCGUUUGGCUCGCAUCCGCAUGGCGAAGAAAGGAACAACCAACGCCUUCCUCCAAUACAAAGAGGACCGAGCUAUCGGGGACCGGGACAGCGACUGCACGGCUCUGUGUGUGAAGAACCGGUCGGCGUUCGAGCACCAACACCACCACCUGCUGCACUGUCUGGAGAAGACGACGAACCACGAGUUCACAGAUGAGAUAACCUACAGCGAGGUGUGUAUGACCGAGUCGGUGGGCUUUAGGACCAGUCGCAGCACUUCCCUGUCCAGCCAGCAGGGCGGGCAGAACAACUCCACCGGCUGCUGCCCCCGCCGAGCCAGGAGGAGAGCCGCGAUGCGACUGGCCAACUCCACGGUGUCCGUAAGCCGGGGCAGCGUCCAGGAGCUGGACACCCUGCACAUCAAAACCACCUCCAUACCACCGCAAACUCGUUCCAGUCUGAACGCCCAGGCCGGCGACCUGAAGCUGAACUGCGGGGAGCAAGACUUCACCGCCGCCAUCAUCAGCAUCCCCACCCCGCCCGCCAACACACCGGACGAGAGCCUCCCCCCGUCUCCCGCCCCCAUCCCGGGCAUCCUGCGCAACACCCGGGCCACCGCUUUCACCCACGAGACCGUCAAAAUCUCCUCCUUAUAACCUCUGACCUCACCUCCAUCCCGACCCCCAACCCUCGCCACUCCCCCCCCCCCCGAUCCUGGACCUGGGGCACUGCUUGCUGAGACCAACGACCACUUUGAUGGAGUUCUGCGGGUUCCUUCUACUUCCUCAUGAGUUUGUGACGUGGUCAGGAAGCGGGUUUCUGAGGAGGAAAGAAUGAGCAGACAUGAACCGACAGGAAGCUGGAAGGCUGAUGUUAGAGAGAAACUUCUGUUCCCCUGAGAAUUUCAACCCUCCCUCUACUGACCCCCUCCUGCACAGUUCAACCUUUUAGAUGCACAAACUGCAGCAGGUUGAUCCUGGAAGAUCUCCAGAACAGAAACAACUUGGUUUUGAUUCUUUCUUCUUUCCUUAAUGCUUAGAAAACAAAAGCAGGGAGAUGCCGGCCU